GUACUGAACUCGAAGAUACACCCACCACUAUUCUAGGAAGUCACAUGAACUGAAUAUUUUCUUACUUUGUCUCUGCAGGGCAAUGUUGGUUAAUUGCACUAUUAUGUACUUUGGGGAUUGAGUUGGUUUUUAGUAAAAGUAAUGAGUAUAUUUGCAGCCUCACCCAAGAGUGCCAGGUGGGCAUUCAACGCUAAAACUUGGCAACCCACAGAAUCACAAUUCCUGUUAGCAUCCGCUUGUAUUCAAGAAGAAGAAAAAGCUCGCAUUGGAAAGUUUGUGUUCCGGAAUGAUGUUAAAGCUUCCCUAGUAGGCAGAUUGCUCAUGAGGAAGUACGUCAGCAGCACCUCGGGCAUUCCUUACUCUGAAGUUAAGUUUCUGAGAGACGAGAAGGGGAAGCCAUAUGCUUUAAACUCCAAAGUAAAUUUCAACGUGUCCCACCAUGGAGACUAUGCUGUCUUGGCGGGAGAAGUUGCAACCAAUAGAGUGGGGGUUGACGUGAUGAAGUUAGAGUAUAAGACCGGGAGAGAAUUGGAAGAAUUUUUCAGCAUUAUGUCACUGCAGUUUACUUCACAAGAAUGGGGGAGGAUCAGAGGUCCAGUAGACACACCUGCCUACAAACAAGUUGUCAUGUUUAAUCGUCAUUGGUGCUUGAAGGAGAGUUAUUUAAAAGCGGUUGGCCUUGGCAUUUCUGUAGAUUUGAACCGUGUUUGUAUGAUGAUUGGGGACCAGGAUCUGUGUUUAGGUGCUGUUGUUAAAGACACUCAAGUGUGUUUUGAUGGCCAACAUUUGAAAAGCUGGUGUUUUGAAGAGACCCUGCUGGAUGAAGAACACUGUGUAGCUGUUGCUGUUGACAAGGACUCUGAUGAAUCAUAUAUUGGAACAUUUCAGAUUUUUGAUUUUGAUCACCUGAUGAAUGGGAGCAGUCCUUUACUAGAACUAGAUGCUAAGUAUACUCACUACUAUUUUGGGAAAUGUGAAAAAGUUUCUGCAUGUUCUAGCAGUUUUCAUUAAAAGAAAAAUAAAUAUUGUAUGAGUCUGGUGAAAAGUCUUGAUUUGGUUAUAUGCCUACUGUUUUCCUCAUUGCCAGGUAGGGUAUCUGUGCAAAAAUUAUUUUUGGCUAUUUAUAUCAGCUUUUGGUUUUGUGUAGAAAUGACUCCACUUAGUUUGGUUUUAUGUACAGUUAGUUACUUCUGUACCAAAUUGCAGAGUGUAGGAUCUUAUGGACAAAUCUCAUGUUACUUUAUAAUUCUUGCAAUUGCAGUUUCUGCUAAAAUGUUUAAGACGAGUGUGUUAUGUAAUGGUAAGUAAUAAUUGAAUGGUGAAUUUUCACUGUUGUUAUGCUGAUUAUAAUAUAAAAGUUGUGGUUAAUUUGUCUCUACAGGUUAGUGUAGUUAUGUUGUAAAUCAUGUGUUUAGACUUUAUUUCAUUCUUCAUGACAUUACUCAGUUCACUAGCACAGACUGACACAGUAUAAAAAAUGGCCCUGAACCAAUUGCAAUACGGAUAGUGUUGAUUUUUGUCUUAGUGAAACCCAGAAUUACAUUUUUCAUAAAUUCUUAACGAGUUUUUUUGGUUCCCUCUGACUCUUAUGUCUUUAAAUAAAGAAGAAAUUUCAGAAAAUUCAGGACUAUGGAAUUGCUGGAUUAGCAUAUUUGCUGAUCAGUAAAUGUCAGUAUAUUUUUUUAAUGGAAAUACUAAAGAAAAAUUAAUGUACAGUAGAAUACUAUUUAAAAAAAGUUGUAACAAGCUGUUCUACGGGAAGAAAUAGUACAGAUAAGCAUUAGUCUAAAAGUCAGUAUGGAAAUGCACCAGUGAAAUGUAUCCCGCUAGAAAAUGGGAAAAACUUUACUAAAAAAAGUUUACCGGCUAACGAUAAACUCUAAGUGAACUAAAAUUUUAUCAUUAUAGUCGUGACCUGGUGGCAAAAUUCAAUGUCAUAUUACACCCAAAAAGAAAUCUGAAUUUGAGCAGUUGAUUGGUGCCGGAUUACGGAAUAUGCAGAUCUGUAGAAUGCUGUUUAGUAUAGACCAGAGAUGUCUGAAAGUAAGUCUUAAAUAUUAUAGUUAUAAUUUUUAUUCAAAAUCUACAUACAAUUAAUUUUUUGUAAUAAGGGUUAUUUGUGCAUGAGGUUAUGUGUAAUAUUUUUACGAGUGUAUUAAUGUAUUUUUUGUUACAUUGAUGGCACAAUUUGGCAUGGCAAGAAGGCAUUGACCAGCCACCAUUGUGUGGUAUUUCCGCCCCUAUCUGAAAUAAUUAUCCCUCGAGAUGAAAUGCUCCGAGCACCCAUUGUUGCGCAUCACUGACCUAGUAAUUAUUUCGUAAUUUAAAUUGACAAACUCGUAUAUUCUCAGGGGCUGUCUUGGGCAGCAGACUGUUAACAUAGUUUUUUUUUUUUUUUUUUUUUUUUACCAUU
Messenger RNA from Bacillus rossius redtenbacheri, 2413 nucleotides. Its product is annotated as L-aminoadipate-semialdehyde dehydrogenase-phosphopantetheinyl transferase-like. The transcript has a single exon. Gene Ontology annotation, cellular component: cytosol. Lineage: Eukaryota; Metazoa; Arthropoda; Insecta; Phasmatodea; Bacillidae. The coding region runs from base 142 to 1011 and encodes 289 amino acids. The record is from RefSeq and is a predicted model, not a curated record. Gene Ontology annotation, molecular function: magnesium ion binding; holo-[acyl-carrier-protein] synthase activity.